Molecule: messenger RNA, 2325 nt
Organism: Planococcus citri (citrus mealybug)
Lineage: Eukaryota; Metazoa; Arthropoda; Insecta; Hemiptera; Pseudococcidae
Exons: 2
Coding region: 184-2022 (612 amino acids)
Source: RefSeq, a predicted model, not a curated record
UGUGUGUAAAUUAUCACUUGAAUUAUGGUUAUGAAAGUUCUAUUCGUGUAUAUUUUAUAUCAACUCGACAGUGAAAUUGUUUUAAAUAUUGUUGAUCUGGUUGGCUGUGAAGACGUUGAAACUAGUGUAGAAAAGUCGUGCAACAGGUAUGGAUGGAAAGUGUGUAUUAAUUGAGAAUUGAAAAUGGCUGAAAUCACUUCUGACGUGUUCGAUAUUUUUCAUCCGACUCCAGUCUCUCUCAGGGAGUUAUCAGCGAUCGUCAUUAGCCUCGAAAUAUGGCGCUGCGAAAUAAAUAAGUACCGUUCGAGGAAUACAUUGAACGAGUUUCAUCCAUCUGGGGAACUUAUCUCAUCGAAAACCCUGAUUCGCGAUUUGCCUCCAAUAAUUUAUCAUAUGAUUGAUAAAUAUGUCGAAAUAUUUGGAGAUUCGAUGAAAGACUGGCUAUGGAGACAUCAUCGAGCAGUAUUUAAGUUUCAUUACAACAGUCAAAACUCCGUUUUGGAAUACUUCGAAGAUUUUGUAUGCGAUUACGACGGAACCAUUGAUUACGAGAAGACUGCCGAACGUAUGAUGCAGUGUGAUCAAUUUGAAGUGCAUCAAAAGUUCUUAAUUGCGUGCACGUAUUGCUUCAAAAAAGACAUCUUACGAAUUUGGCCGCUCAGAUUGAAAAAGACAGACUCGUUGUAUAGAAGCUAUUCCGAAAAUCCACAAUUCCAGUAUUGGAUUAAUUUUCUCGAAUAUCAUAUCAGGUUUACCUAUUCUACUAUCCUCGAAUGGAUGUCAUACAAAUUCAUGCCUCUCAGUAGAUCAUUCUUGGAAUAUUUCUGGAAUAUUGUUUCGUCGGAAAAACGUUUGCGAAUAGCUAUCAAUCUUUGUAUCAAUGAUUUACCAUCGCUUGUUCGAUUCAUUUUACCAAAAUUGGAUGAUCAACAGCUCAAUGAAUUUCUUCAUGAAAAUGGUUGUGAAUUGUUAUACGUUUUGUUAAAAAAAUCUUGUUGCGAUGAAGAAGUCAUUCUAUCGACAUGGAUUUGCGUUAAAAACAUGAUGAACGAGAUUGCUUUCUCAAAUCUGAUUGUGAAAAUGAUGCAAGCUGAGCUCAGGAACGGCUAUGUAACUUCCAAAUUGCAUCUAGAUGGCUGUAGUUGGUUCGCGGAUAGUUGUCGUGACGAUCGUCGUGAUAUUGAUGAUUUUGUUCAGUUAUGUAUUGAAAUAUGGAACACUGCUGCGAAGAAUUUGAAACGUUCAGCUGUCAGAGACAUUGCAUCGAAUAAUGAGUUAUUUAAAGACAGACGAUAUUUGGAUGUCUCGCCGACCCCGAGAGAAUUGAAGUUCUCACUAGCUGUUCUUUCUCACGCCACCUACGAGCAAAGGAACGCUUUCUGGUAUAAUUGUUGGCAAUAUUUGAUUACUGAAACAUGGGGCGAAGGUUUACAUAAAAUAAUGCGGCUAUGUUUACGAGACGAAGAUGAGAUAACUCAAUUUAAGAAAAACGUCAUAGCCAAUGACGAAAGUGUACUUUUCGCUUGUAGCGAGUCAUUUAACCAAACGUAUUUUGACGAAGUGAAUGAUUUCUUGAGAUUUUUAUUGCCGGAAGAGGAAGCAGCGAGAAAUUUUAAACAGAAAAUACUACGGUUAGCUGUUCGCAAUGGUCGAUUUAGUGAUUCUUGCGUAACGAUCGCAAAAAAACAAAAAGAGUUCGAUGAAUUCAUCAGAGAUGCUUAUGGCAACGUCGAUCCAUCUACAGACUUCAAGAAUAAGCUUUUGUCGUCAACUUUAAUCCAAAAACCUUCAUCAGUCGGUGCGUUAUUUGUACCUAUAGAACAAGUGAUCGAGUUUAUGGGCACUUUUGUUUCGACUAAACGAAUUCUUCUUGAGGUGAAAAAUCGCGUAAUUAAUUUUUUAAAGAAACAAGCAGCUGUUUGUAUACAUAAGUUGCCGUUUGCGAAAUAUUCGCUCAAUUCUCUUUUAUGGUGGUGUUUUGAAAGUAAUGAGGAAGUUCCAAAAUCUGAGCUGAGCUAUUAAUAAUGUAGUUAGAAUAAUCACAUCUCAUCGAAUGAUUUUUUCAUGAUAUUCGAUGGUCUGGGAUGAUCUUGUCGAGCAAGAUUUUUACAUUCUGAUUGUGUUUUUAUUAUUUUUUGUGUUUAUUUAUUUUUUUCAUUUUACUGUUUAAUUUUAGUCUUGUGCAAAAAAUCCAUAUUUUUAUGUUGUGUUAUGUUAAAAACAUGUAAAUCAAUAAUUAAUUAUAAUCAACUACGCAAAUGUAUCAGUGAAUUUAAUUCUCCUAGCUUUUUCAAAAAUUACAAGAAUUUUUGCUUUUUUUGUAAA